Messenger RNA from Xylaria bambusicola, 1350 nucleotides. RefSeq lists its product as uncharacterized. The record is from RefSeq and is a predicted model, not a curated record. The transcript has a single exon. Lineage: Eukaryota; Fungi; Ascomycota; Sordariomycetes; Xylariales; Xylariaceae. Bases 353 to 1177 code for a protein of 274 amino acids.
UAUAUUUGACUAAGUAUAGAUAGACAUGUGAAUACUUAGAAGUUUAGAUACAUAUGUUUACGCGCGCGCGUGCUUACCCCACUGAGGGCGCGGCGGAUACCUUCCAACUGAUCUAACAUCACAUUUACGCCACAAAACCACACUGUUUGUACCAAAUACGUUUCUAUCUCGUCUUCAUACUUAAUGUCCUCAACUUACAUGAGAACUUCGAUCUUCUCACAAAAGUCACACCCUCGUUCAUUCCCUGUCUAUCCAUUUCCACCUAAUUUAUAGAGCUACGAGCUACAGUUUAGUAGCUUUCUCUUGAGACUAGGAGAGCUUGUUAUGGACCAUUCUUUCGAUAUUAGUCACCAUGAUGGCAACCGAAACGAAUAGCAACGUUCGUCUCUUAGCAGCCCUUGUUGACUCCAAUGAUGAAGAGGAGAGCGAAUAUCGCUUUUUGGUCGAUCAGAAGCAUGUCAAGUAUGUUACCGUCGACCCAGCUGUAUUUCCAAAGAACGAUCGAACCUUUGCACCCGUACUCAUUCCUAUGCUACCACCUUUCCCCCCUGGUAACUGGAACGAGGGUCACAUCUCUAAGGAUCCAGUUACACGGCGCCCAGUUUUCUCUCGUGUCACUCAUAGCGACCUCCCUGGAAUCCGAAAUACCUGGCACGACAGGCGGAUCGACCAUCUCGAUCUAACAAAGCUGAAUCGAGUGCGACAAAACAUCCACCACGUUACAUGCCCAGCUUUCGACUUUCCGGUCCUCGUUAAGUUUGCCGAGUUCCCUUGGCAGAUGCCGUUCUUUGAGGCUGAAACCACCGCAUACGAAUGGAUUGAGGGUAAAGGGAUUGGUCCCAAAUUCCUUGGCCACUUAACAGAGGCCGGCAGGGUCUUCGGAUUCGUCUUGGAAAACAUCGACGGCGCAAGGACGGCGGAACCCCAAGAUUUGGCAGCCUGUCAACGCGUUCUAGCGAAGCUACACGCGCUUGGAAUAAAGCAUGGCGACAUUAAUAAGCAUAACUUCCUCGUGAGGAACGGAGAGGCGGUCCUUGUUGACUUUGAGACGGCGCAGAAAUGCAGUGAGAAAGCGGAGCUUGAGUCAGAGUUUAAACACUUGGAGUUGUCGUUAAGAGAUCCUUCUCGCAGAGGUGGGGUAGGAAUCGGGGUGGUAAGCGAUCGUAUUCCUAGCUAGCUGACUUCCCCUUGAGUACCGAGUAGAUAAACAUUGACACGCUGCUUUAUUUAUUCAUUAAAACUUUUUUUUUUUUUUUUUAAAGAAAGAAAAAACAAAUUAUUUUCCGUUUAAGCUCUUUAUACCAACAUGCUUCCAAAAAGUUAGCGUUCUAUUGUCACAUAUUUAUUGCA